Molecule: messenger RNA, 2910 nt
Organism: Cladocopium goreaui
Lineage: Eukaryota; Dinophyceae; Suessiales; Symbiodiniaceae
Source: the annotation of a GenBank genome assembly
AUGGAUCGUUUUCUGGUCCGCAAGCGUGCGGCGGACGCCACAGGCGGCAGUGCUCUCAAUGGCACCAAGGUCUUUGAGGAGCCAGCGAAGAAACUUUGUUCAACAACAUUAGAUGAUCCUCAGACUGUGAUCUCAUGGAACGUAAAUGGCUUGGUGGUCCAACUCCGCAAUAACUGGAGCUUGAUCAAGACAUUCUUGGAGAGUGAGCAGCCAGACGUGCUGUGCCUUCAAGAGGUCCGACUACCAGCUGCAGGACCCAAAGGUUGCAAACGUGCCGAUGGUCAGAAACGUCGUCGCGGGGAGGCCAAGUGCGACUCCGCACAAGAGAAGGCAGAUUGGGACGUCGUGCAGAAGACGUUGAUUUCUACCUUUGCCGGUGGAUAUACCUUUCACUGGUCCUUAGCAGAUUGGAAAUAUUCAGGUACCUUGAUGAUGAUCCGACGCGGCCUUGCGUUUUCGCGGAUGGAAUUCACGCGUCCCAGUCUCUUGCAGCACCAGGGGCACCGUGAUGUGGCGGAUGACACAUGCCAUCCGGAGGGCCGGGUGAUUUUCGUGAGUUUCAAGACUUUCGAUCUUCUUGCGACCUACUCCCCCAACAACGGCAACGAUGCGGCUGCCUUUGAACGUCGACGCGCUUGGGAUGCGGCCAUGAAGCAGGAGGUGGCCACGCGUACACGACCACUGAUCUGGAUCGGUGACCUGAAUGUGGCCGCUGAUCGAGUGGACGUAACACAUCCAGAAUGGUUUCUCCAGCAAUGCUACCAGGGUGAGCCCGAAGACAUGCGGGGUCAGCCAGGUUUCACCAAAGGUGAGCGUGUCCGGUUUCAAGAGAUCUUGUCCGAGGGGAAGCUGGUUGACUCCUUCAGGCACCUGCACCCAGUGGAGGAUGUGCCACCUGCGCUUGGUCCCUUCUUCACCUGGCGAGGGCAUCCUCCAGUGCACCAGGCCGUGGCGAGGUACCAUGGCAAAGGCAUGAGGAUUGACUAUGCCCUCGUGGCGCAGGAGCUUUUGCCGCGGCUGAGUGCCUGCGACAUUUUGGGCUCCGGCGCAGAUCGCAAUGGAUUUUUGGGCAGUGACCAUUGUCCUCUUCGGCUGAGCAUGGCGAAGCUCGAGGCUGAGAAGGAGGUGCUUUUGCCUGAUGGGGUGGCCGUGGAACCUGGGGUGUUUGGCUUGCGCAUUGUAGGGCUUGCGAGUCCGGCUCCAGGUGAAGGCCCUGAAGCCCUGGCGUUGUCCAGCUUCGCAGACAUCAGGUUAACGGCGAGUCAACAGCUGCUGCGUUCCCGCUCCAGUGUGGGGCUUCCCACGGUGGGUUGGAAAGAGAACUGGCGGAUGACUUCAGCAAAGAUAAGGGUACCAGGGUACCAUUCCCCCAUGAGACGUGCAGUGGCCUCCGUGUUGCUGAUUGCAUCGGCUGCUGGGCUAAAAAAAGGAGAGUCUGGAGCUGAGGACGUUUUGUUCAUCGGCAACAGCUAUACCUUCUAUUGGAACUUGCCUCAAAGUGUGAGUGCCAUGGCCGAAAGCCAGAACAUCAGCAUGCGCGCACGGCAGUCAACCGCCAGCAGCGCUAACCUUGCUGAGCACUGGAAAGCUGAGAGGCAGUUGCAGACCAUGGAACGCCUCAGGUCCCAGAACUUCAGCCGCGUGGUUCUUCAAGAUCACAGUCUGGGGGCCUUAGAAGCACCCAAGAGGAUGAUGCACUAUGGUCAGCUCUUUGCGUCAGAGAUCCAGAAGCGGGGUGCCAAAGUCUACCUCUUCAUGUGCCGGAGCAUGAAGGGCAUAGGCUUCCACCAACUGAGGACGUGGGCCAGAGCCUUCAAUCCAAGCAUGCAACAGACUGUUACUGCGCAGUAUCGAGCCCUGGCCGACCAGACAGGUGCGCGACUGGUUCCCGUUGGGUUGGCCUGGCAACUGGCUCGGGAAAGGAAACCUGGAUUUCCUCUCUAUGAGGCAGACCAAAGCCAUCCGUCACCGCUUGGCACCUAUUUGACUGCCUGCGUUUUUUAUGGAGUCUUCUUUGGCUCUGUUCUAGUGGGCAGCCUGCCUCAUCGCUUGACCAGCACUGACAUCUACGGCGAAAAAAUCUAUUUGAAUCUGCAAUCGGAGGAUGAUGCCCUCUUUUGCCAACAAGUGGCACAAGUCACCUUACAAGGACUACAACCCAUUUUGCCGGGACAUUCAAUUGUUGUACCACUGGACAAGGUCACCCGCCUUUGCGAGCUGCCGGAAGACGAGAUGCUUGAUCUCUGGCGAGCAACUUGCCAAACGGAGCAGGAACUGAGAAAGCAGCUGGGCAGUACGGCGAGCAACUGGGCAGUCUUUGAUGGCUGGUUUGCAGGGCAACCUGUGCCCCACGCCCAUGUGCACGUGGUACCUCGAAAGGCAAAGGAUUUGGAGAAGAACGACCAGGUCUAUGUUGCCCUGGAGCAGUGGACCCCUUCUCCCAGAGGGAUCUCGGAAACACCUCCGGCCAUUGAGUGGCCUGAAGACGAAGUCAGGAAGAAGCGCACCAGUGAUGAGAUGGCAGCAGAAGCGCAGGGCUAUCGCAUGGCCAUGCCAGGACUUGGCAGCUUUCCAGAGGAACAGGCCUUUGCUUCGCAUCGCAUACCAGGGUCGCACCUGUUCUACGCAUCAAAAAGCGGUCUAAGCGUGGCCUUGGUGAACCUGAAACCCCUGGUGCCUGGACACGUCUUGGUGGUGCCACGACGCAGCGUGCCUCGGAUGGAGGAUCUCUCCGAAGAGGAGUUUGACGACUUGUUCCGUUCAGUUCGGCUCGUACAAGCUGCUCUCGAGCAAGUUCAUGGUGCGGAGGCAUCCCGGCUUGGCAUCCAGGAUGGGGUGGAUGCAGGACAAAGUGUUCCUCACGUCCACGUGCACAUUCUGCCGAUCCCUUCGCGAAAAGGAGCGCUUUGA